Molecule: messenger RNA, 2144 nt
Organism: Siniperca chuatsi (mandarin fish)
Lineage: Eukaryota; Metazoa; Chordata; Actinopteri; Centrarchiformes; Sinipercidae
Gene: mccc2
Product: methylcrotonyl-CoA carboxylase subunit 2
Exons: 17
Coding region: 92-1786 (564 amino acids)
Biological process (GO): L-leucine catabolic process
Cellular component (GO): methylcrotonoyl-CoA carboxylase complex; mitochondrion
Molecular function (GO): methylcrotonoyl-CoA carboxylase activity
Source: RefSeq, a predicted model, not a curated record
ACUCCUACUAACAUUAACCACAGAAGAAGAUCACUGCUAGGUUAGCUGGCAAGGUAGCAAACCGCAGGUAUAGUUUGACGUGAGCAUCAAAAUGCUUCUACAGACGGUCAGACCGUGGUUGCUUCGUUGCAGGAGUCUACCUUUGGCUUGCACAAGGUCUUACUACGCCGAUAAAGUAGCUCGACUCGGCUCUCAGCCGGAUAAACAGUCUUCUGAAUAUCAGGAGAAUUAUGAGCGAAUGCAAGUUCGUGUUGAUGAACUGAAAAGCAGGACAGAGAGGAUUAAAUUGGGUGGAGGAGAAAAAGCCAGAAGACUUCACACUUCUCGUGGGAAACUCCUGCCUAGAGAGCGUAUAGACAGACUACUGGAUCCAGGGACCCCUUUCUUGGAAUUCUCUCAGUUUGCAGCUUAUGAAUUGUAUGGAAAAGAGGAAGUCCCAGCUGGCGGUAUACUUACUGGGAUUGGGCGGGUUUCAGGGGUGGAAUGUGUUAUUGUUGCAAAUGAUGCUACUGUCAAAGGGGGAACAUACUACCCUGUUACAGUGAAGAAACACCUUCGUGCACAAGAAAUUGCCCAGCAGAACCACUUGCCAUGCAUUUAUUUAGUGGAUUCGGGAGGUGCCAAUCUACCCAGACAGGCCGAUGUCUUUCCAGACAGAGAUCACUUUGGGCGCAUUUUCUACAACCAGGCCAGGCUGUCUUCAGAGGGAAUAGCACAGAUUGCUGUUGUGAUGGGCUCCUGCACUGCUGGGGGAGCGUAUGUACCUGCCAUGGCAGAUGAGAGCAUCAUUGUGCGGAAGCAAGGAACCAUUUUCCUAGGAGGACCUCCAUUGGUCAAAGCUGCCACUGGGGAAGAAGUUUCUGCUGAGGACUUAGGUGGUGCUGAUCUUCACUGCAAAAAAUCUGGUGUGACAGACCACUAUGCUCUAGACGAUAACCAUGCGCUCCAUUUAGCAAGAAAGACAGUGAGAAGCCUCAACUACAGGAAAAAUAUUGAGGUCACCACAGAACCUACUGAAGCCCCUCUCUACCCUGCGGAUGAACUCUAUGGCAUAGUUGGAGAUAACUUGAAACGCAACUUUGAUGUCAGAGAGGUCAUCGCCAGAAUAGUAGAUGGCAGUAAGUUUGAUGAGUUCAAAGCUUUCUAUGGAGACACACUUGUUACAGGUUUUUCAAGAAUAUUUGGUUACCCUGUCGGAAUCAUCGGCAACAACGGAGUCUUGUUUUCAGAGUCUGCGAAAAAGGGGACGCAUUUCAUUGAAUUAUGCUGCCAACGAAACAUCCCCAUUAUUUUUCUCCAGAAUAUAACAGGCUUCAUGGUGGGUAGAGAGUAUGAAGCAGGAGGAAUUGCCAAGGAUGGAGCCAAGAUGGUAACUGCAGUUGCCUGUGCCAAUGUACCCAAGAUUACUGUUAUCAUUGGCGGCUCCUAUGGUGCAGGAAACUAUGGCAUGUGCGGCAGAGCCUACAGCCCUCGAUUCCUAUACAUGUGGCCAAAUUCACGAAUCUCUGUAAUGGGCGGUGAGCAGGCAGCCACUGUCCUGGCAACCAUCACCAAGGAUCAGAGGGCACGCGAGGGAAAGGAGUUCACAGCAGAGCAAGAAGCUGCCAUGAAGGAACCAAUAGUGCGGCGGUUUGAGGAGGAAGGCAGUCCAUACUACUCUAGUGCUAGACUGUGGGAUGACGGGAUUAUUGAUCCUGCUGAUACUCGUAUGGUUUUGGGACUGAGCCUCAGUGCAGCACUGAAUGCACCAACGAAGAAGACACGUUUCGGAGUGUUCAGGAUGUAAUGCUCAUUUAGCUUGUACAGGUGUAGAGACCUCAGACCUACCUUUCAGAGUUGGACAUGUACUGCACUUAAUCUAGUCUUUGUAGUUUUACUUGUGAGGUGUGUCACCUGAUUAAGAGCAACAAACAGACAAAAAGAAGAAACAUCAAAUCAAGUAGAAUCACACAACCUUGGAUCCAUGGGGAUGUGAUUGGAUGGUGUGCUGUUGUUGUGGGACAUUUCCACUAAUAAGUUGUGCCUUAACUGUUACUACUCCAGUGUAAAUGCAAACUGUACUUAACUGUGUUCUUCCCCUCUUUGAUGGAUUUUUUUUUUUAUUCAAUACUGUAAAUGGUGAAUUAUAAAAAUGUGAAAACAAA